UAUACCUAUGAAAAGGUAAUAUUACCAACUUUAAUACCACAUUAAAAAAAAAUUGUUUUUUCUUAGUCUUGUACAUUUUAUUUGCUUUUGAAGUUUAAAAAACAAAAAACCGAAUAUUAAUGAGAUCCACUGUACGUGCAUUAUUGCACGCUCACACUAAAACAUUAUUACACACACUACAACAUAACCACGUGCAUAAGUACCCUCGCACACUUGAACAUUAUUACACUCAAGCCAAUAAAUAUUUUGUGAAUUUUAAUAAAAAAGAAAAGUCCCUCUGCCAUAUAAAUGCAUUUAUCAGAAGAAACUCAGUUGGUUUAUUAAUUAACAAUCUCGCUCUAUAAAAUCACACUCCGUCGCAGUUGCAAAAGGUUCAACAGCGGGCACUUUCAGUUUAGGGUUCGCAGGUUCACAUCAUAAGUUAUCCGUCGCAGUUGCAAAAGUUGCAAAAGCGUGCACUUUCAGUUUAGUGUUCGCAGGUUCACAUCACAAGUUUAUCCGUCGCAGUUGCAACAGCGGACACUUACAGUUUAGUGUUCGCAGGUUCACAUCACAAGUUUAUCCGUCGCAGUUGCAACAGCGGGCACUUACAGUUUAGUGUUCGCAGGUUCACAUCACAACAUUAAUAACCAUCUUGAACAGGAAAAACACCAAUUUAACUUAAUCACACUUAUUUCGAACAAUACACACGCCAUAGACUAUAGUUUAAGCAAUUAUUAUAGGCUUGCCCACAUCAAGAGUGAUAAGGCCAGUUUCGAACACCACCAAAGUGUAGGAAACAAGAUGUACAAGUGCCGCAUGUGCCACAAAGGUCAUCCUUUGCGCGUAUGCGCUAAAUUCAUCAAGCUGAGCAUCCUGGAACGCCGUCGCGCCGCACGAAGAAUGGGCUACUGCUCAAAUUGCCUGGCCACCACACAUCGCGUGCAUCAAUGCGAUUCCAAAGAGGAGUGUCACAAGUGUGGAGACCUGCAUCACACUUUGCUGCACCACGGCUACACCACCACGGAAGCUCCAGAAGCAUCAAAGAAGGAAGGACAUCAACCGCGCAGCCCACGAAAGGACAGCUCUUCACCAAGCAUCAACCGACCCGUUCGAGCGAGUCGUUCCAAAACAAGGAACACUUCCGAACGCCGCCCUCCGAGACGCAGUAUCUCACCAUCUCAGACGCUUCACCAGCUGCAGGAAGCCAUCAAAAGCCUAACCAAGCUUAAAACCGCCAUCCGGCAGGGGGGCGGCAUUAAAAACCAAAACUGGGGACUCGACCUUUACAAGAGUUUCCGGGCACUUCGAAUAAAACCUGUGGAACCGAGCGUUGUCCUCGGCAUCCUCAUCAUCGUCAGCAUCAUCGAAGUCAUCAACGACAUCCUUACCGUCAGCAUCAGCAUCGACAUCCCCUCUUCACCCAUCACCGCAGGCAGCAGUUUCUACGAGCUGAGCCGGCAAUUCGUCAACUCCAAUCAUCCACACAAGGCCACAGCAAGCAAGCUCCGCUACUUAGCUGUCACCUUUUCACUGCCAUAUAACUGA
This is a messenger RNA of Drosophila rhopaloa, 1527 nucleotides long. RefSeq lists its product as uncharacterized. Bases 784 to 1527 code for a protein of 247 amino acids. Lineage: Eukaryota; Metazoa; Arthropoda; Insecta; Diptera; Drosophilidae. The transcript has 4 exons. The record is from RefSeq and is a predicted model, not a curated record.